Kockovaella imperatae is the source of this 1497-nucleotide messenger RNA. RefSeq names its product G-protein alpha subunit. Gene Ontology annotation, molecular function: G protein-coupled receptor binding; GTP binding; G-protein beta/gamma-subunit complex binding. The coding region runs from base 212 to 1459 and encodes 415 amino acids. Gene Ontology annotation, biological process: adenylate cyclase-activating G protein-coupled receptor signaling pathway. Gene Ontology annotation, cellular component: heterotrimeric G-protein complex. NCBI's taxonomy places the organism in Eukaryota, Fungi, Basidiomycota, Tremellomycetes, Tremellales, Cuniculitremaceae. The transcript is spliced from 8 exons. The record is from RefSeq and is a predicted model, not a curated record.
CCCAAGGGGACACAGGAGGGAGAAAUCCCCCCCCCCCCCCCACCUUCGACGGCUGGGGUUCAAAGGAGCGUGGAUUCUCUCUGUCUCUUCAAUCUCCAUCUUUCUCCUCCCUUAGACGCGUCGAUUCUGUCCCCACAAAGGGGCUUCUAGCUUGGAAACACACCUUCCUGCUCGACAUCCACUGGAGACCGAGGCGAUAAAUCUGGCAGCGAUGGGUUCGUGCAUGUCUUCUCCAUCAGAGGAGAAACCGAACACAUCGAGACCCGUGUCCGAACCAAAAUCAAACGCCAACCCUGCGACCUCGACCAAUGCCCCACCUUCCACCGCUGCUCCAUCCACUUCUAUCGUUCCCGCUUCAGACGCAUCACCGACUUCCCCAUCAUCUGCUCAGGGCUUGAAUCAGGCUUUGGCAGAUGCUCCUCCGACGGCAGUGAAGGAUAGGUCAAAUGUGAUUGACAGGCAACUGGAGGAUGACAUGAAAAAAUUCAAGAAGGAGUGCAAGAUAUUGCUGCUAGGCUCUGGAGAAUCGGGAAAAUCAACCAUCGUCAAGCAGAUGAAGAUUAUACAUCAGAAUGGGUAUUCGAAGGAUGAGCUGUUGACGUAUAGGAUGACGAUCCACAAGAACGUCCUAGAAUGCGCCCAAGCCCUUAUCAUGGCUAUGCGCAAACUCGGUGUGGACCCAGAGGAGCCGAGCAACAGGGUAUUCGCCGACAGGAUCCUCGAGUACCGACUCGAGGCUGAUCCCCUUGCGACCGUGUCAUCUGACAUUAUCACUGCCAUCGAGUCACUAUGGCACGAUCCCGUCAUUCCCUCUGUCAUGGACAGGUCCUCCGAAUUCUACCUCAUGGACUCUGCGACGUAUUUCUUUGCCAACCUGCGCAAGAUUGGAUCCCCCGAUUACGUCCCUGACGAGGCGGAUGUCCUACGAGCGAGAACAAAGACGACGGGUAUCAGUGAGACGAGGUUCAACAUGGGACAAUUGAGCAUUCACAUGUUCGAUGUGGGUGGGCAGAGGAGUGAGAGGAAAAAGUGGAUACAUUGCUUCGAAGCCGUCACCAGUAUCAUCUUUUGCGUCGCUUUGAGCGAGUACGAUCAGGUCCUGCUUGAGGAGAAUGGCCAGAACCGGAUGCAGGAAUCUCUCGUCCUGUUUGAAUCCGUCAUCAACUCGCGAUGGUUCUUGAGAACCUCGGUAAUCCUUUUCUUGAACAAGAUUGACGUGUUCAAGCAAAAACUGCCAAAAGUGCCGCUUGUCCAGUACUUUCCAGAGUAUACCGGCGGUGCAGACAUCAAUAAAGCCGCCAAAUACAUCCUCUGGCGAUUCACUCAAACCAACCGAGCCCGACUCAGCAUUUACCCUCACCUCACCCAAGCGACCGACACUUCAAACAUCCGCCUCGUUUUCGCCGCCGUCAAAGAGACCAUUUUGCAAAAUGCACUCCGAGACAGUGGUAUUUUGUAGUCCUUACUUAUGAUUCAUACGAAUGUAUCUAGGGUAGA